GUUUGCCUCGCAAGAACUUUUAGACCACGCCACAAUCUUACUCUCAUGUGCUCCAGCUUGCCGAUCCAUCUCCACAUUUCUGAUCCGCUAACGACUCGGUCACCACCAGGUUUUGUUACGCUGCUUUUUAAAAGUGUUGCCUGUGGCCAUGAUGCUUCUGGUUUCUCCUACUGUAACUGUCUUGCGACUCUUCUAAAAAUGCAGUCCCACGCAAUUUCUGCUCUAUUCCUUGCGCUCCUUACAUCUUUAGCAACGGCUACUCCGACCCCGACCCCAGAAUAUUUAACUGUCACCGCUUUGGUUGGGAAGAACGAUCGUUCUUCGUUUGAGUGUUGGGCACUGACACCGGCGUUCGUUAAAAGCAACUCUACUGGAACUGUGGGUGCAUUAUCGUAUGCCCAUCUCGGAGCGACCACUUCAAAGAGCAGCUACACGCUGUUUGCGCAACACACUGACGCUGGCCUACACAACGCUCCUGCUGCUCAAUACGUUUUCAUCAUGACUGGCAGUGGAGUGUUGUCUUUCCCAACCGAUAAUGGCACCUUCACUGGACACUAUAAAAUCUCCGCGGGCGAAAUUCUGAUUGCAGCUGAUGUAGCUGGGACCAGCGUCCAAGGACACAAUUCUGUAUGGGAGGCCGGAACUAGUGCCAUCCAAAUGCCCUUCGCGGAUGGCAUCCCUAGCCACACCGUGUUAUACGACGGUGGCUGCCGCAGACCACACAUGUAG
Molecule: messenger RNA, 729 nt
Organism: Mycena indigotica
Lineage: Eukaryota; Fungi; Basidiomycota; Agaricomycetes; Agaricales; Mycenaceae
Exons: 4
Coding region: 46-729 (227 amino acids)
Source: RefSeq, a predicted model, not a curated record